GGAGAAUCCGGCAAUCGGACGCCCUCCUUUUUUACCCGUGGCCGCGGAAGGAAGCGGAAGCGCCACCAUUUUAGAGCGUCCGGGGACUCGCUUCGACGCAAGCGUAGGUCAGAGAGAAAAAUCUGUAGUUACCAUGGCGGAGCUGGAGAACCUUGAGGUGAUGAUCAAGACCUUGGACUCUCAGACAAGAACCUUCACGGUGGAAGGGGAGAUCACAGUGAAAGAGUUCAAGGAGCACAUAGCAGGCUCAGUCAGCAUUCCCUCCGAAAAGCAGCGCCUCAUCUAUCAAGGGAGAGUCCUACAAGACGACAAGAAGUUAAAAGAAUACAAUGUUGGAGGCAAGGUCAUCCACCUGGUGGAACGCGCACCUCCCCAGACCCAGUCGCCCUUGGGGGGACCGUCAGGAGCAGGCUUGUCUUCUGCUCCUCACAACAACACAGGACCCCGGGGGUCAGGGUCCACUGUCCAUGACCGCAACGCCAACAGUUACGUUAUGGUGGGAACCUUCAACUUACCAGUAAGCAUUAUGGACCCACAGCCGCCCACACAAAACGAUGGAUCGUCUGUGGAUGUUCAUAUAAAUAUGGACCAGGCUCCUAUUCAGAGCGAACCCCGUGUCCGUCUUGUUAUGGCCCAGCAUAUGUUACGGGACAUUCAAGGUAUCCUGAACCGACUAGAGGGCAAUACCAGUGAGCAUGCGGCUGCGGGGGCCGAGGAUACGCCGUCCGCCAGCCCCACCGAAAGGGAGCCGAUGACAGGCACCGAAUCUGAGCCUCCCCAGGAGCCCACGCCAGCAGAGGAAACGCCACCCGCUGGGAGCGAGCCGCCCCCCGGGGCUGAAGCAGCCACCCCCAACCACCCAUCACCUGGGGAGUAUGUGGAGGUUCUGGGCGAGCUUCGUGGGUUGGAAAACCGACUCCAGCCUUUCCUGCAGAGAUACGAGGAGGUCCUGGGAACUGCCGGCACUGCCGACUAUAACAACAACACGGAGGGGCGCGAAGAGGACCAGCGCAUCAUCAACCUGGUGGGGGAGUCGCUGCGCCUUCUGGGGAACACCUUUGUAGCCCUCUCGGACCUGCGCUGCAAUCUCUCCUGCAGCGCCCCCCGCCACCUCCACGUGGUGCGGCCAAUGUCCCAUUACACAGCUCCCAUGGUCCUGCAGCAAGCGGCCAUUCCCAUCCAGAUUAACGUCGGAACUACCGUCACCAUGACGGGGAACGGGGGCCGCACCAACUUGGAAGGCUCCGCUGCCGCCCAGGCCACUCCCACAGCCCAGCCUCGCACCUCCAGCCCCGUGGAGUCAACCCAGCCCUCCGAAGGUUCGCCUCCUUCCCUCUCCCCGGGGGUCACCCCUAUCCUGCCGCAGGCCUCUCAAACGGGGCACCCCCGCGUCAUCCGGAUUUCACAUCAGACGGUCGAGCCCGUGGUUAUGAUGCACAUGAAUAUACAGGACUCCAGCUCCCAGUUGGGCAGCGCUGGUUCUGGCGGAGUGCCAUCGAUGGGACCAGCUGGUCCAACCGGACACUCCCAAGGGACGGGUAGCGGUGCCCACAUGCCUCUUCCCAGCCUCCCGCCAGAGUUCAUGCAGGCCGUGGCCCAUCAGAUAACGCAACAAGCCAUGGCAGCGGCAGCCUCGGCGGCUACAGGCCAGCAGGUCCCCAGCUUCCCGUCGGCUCCAACACGUGUCGUGAUUGCCAGGCCUUCUGCCCCUUCCGUGCGGCCCACCCACGCUGGGUCCCCCCAGCCAGCAGGACAAGGGGGCCCGGCCAUGGGUGGGAACGCGUCCUUAGCCCAGAUGAUCAGCGGAUUGGUGGGACAGCUUCUCAUGCAGCAGCCUGUGAUCGUGGCUCAGGGGGGCGGGGCUUCCUCCUCGGCCUCUUCCUCCGUCAGCGGCCAAGCCACCUUCAGCACCAGCACCUCCGCCUCCCCUCCCACAGCCUCAGCCAGCGCUGGCACCACCAACACGGCCACGACUGCUGCGGGGGGCAGCUCGGCUGGGGCCCCGGGAGGGCCCAUGCCCUCAGGCCAGCCUCCCGCAGCCUCCACCGAAUUCCAGUUCUCUCAACUGCUGGGGAACAUCCUUGGGGCGGCAGGCUCCAGCAUGGCGGGGGUGGCAGGGGUGGGCUCUCCCACCAUCACUGUGGCUAUGCCCGGCGUGCCCGCUUUUCUGCAAGGCAUGACAGACUUCCUUCAGGCGACGCAAAUGGGGGGAGGCCCCCCACACCCUCCCGAGCAGAUGGCGCCUCCUCCACAGCCAGCAGCCUCUCCUUCGCCUCCUCCUCCUCCUCCUCCUCCUCCCUCGGCCCCCCAAGGAGGACCGGAAGCGUUCUCGGCUGGCCUGGGCAGCGGCGGCCCUGGCGGUCGUGGAGGCGCUUCGGCGGACGCAUUGCCUCCCGAGUUCUUCACCAGCGUGGUCCAGGGGGUGCUGUCCUCCAUGAUGGGUUCCCUCAGUGCCCAGCAGGGUAGCACGGAGAGCAUCGCUGACUUCAUCCAGCGCCUCAGCGGCACCAGCAACAUCUUUGAACCGGGCACGGAGGGCGCGCUGGGCUUCUUUGGAGACCUGCUGUCUUUGAUCUGCCAGAACUUCUCCAUGGUUGACAUGGUGAUGCUGCUUCACGGCCAGUUCCAGCCCCUGCAGCGGAUUCAGCCCCAGCUCAGCCACUUUUUCCGGGAAGAGUACCUGCACGGCCAGGAGCCCACCGACCGCAACGUCCGGAUGGCCACGUACAAUUUGAUUAAUGGCUUGGAGGAAUAUGUCCGGGAGAGUUUUGCCUCUGUCCAAGUCCAAGAUGGAGUUGACAUUACCCGCACCAAUCUGGAGUUCCUGCAGGAGCAGUUCAACCGAAUCGCCACGCAUAUCUUGCACUGCACCGAUCACACCUUUGGAUACCGGCUGCUGGAGCUGUGCAACCAGGGUCUCUUUGAGUGCUUGGCGCUCAACCUUUACUGCUUACGAGGGGAGCAGACGGCCCUCACCACAGUCAUCAACGACCGGAUUCCCGCUCCCGAAGAGCCCAUGGACGUCCAGAUUGCAGAACAGGUUCCAGAGACCAUGCAGCGAGAGACGGCGGCCUCCCCAGCCCCAGCCACGACGGCAGAGGAAGCCAUGCCCCAGCAGCGAGGGGAGCCGGAACGUGAGGAAUUGCAGCAGGGGGAGCCCCCUGCCUCCGACGUGGAGCCCUGGGCCGCCGCUGUGCCCCCUGAGUGGGUGCCCAUCAUCCGGGAGGACAUCCAGAGCCAGCGCAAGCUCAAGCAACAGCCUCCCCUCAGUGACGCAUAUCUGAGUGGCAUGCCAGCUAAGCGGCGCAAGACAAUGCAGGGUGAUGGCCCCCCGUUGCUCCUGUCAGAGGCCGUCAACAAAGCUGCGAGAGCGGUCGGAGCGAAACCUUUGACGAGCACCGAGAGCCUGAACCGAGACCUUGCUGAUCCGGCGUUGCAAGAUGGCUACCAGCAGCAGUUGAAAUCCGAUCUGCAGGAAAGACUUCAGGCUGAUCCCAGCUUCAGUCCUCAGCGCUUUCCCAGUGCCCAGCAGGCCUUUGUGGCUGAGGACUCCUAAGAGGGGCCGGCCGGAAGCGCCCGGAGGCCAAGGCCUGUUCCUCAAGGCUGGCCUCACUCCAUAUGUGAUUGAUGCAGACACCCACUCCUUUCUCAGGCCAAAUAUUUAAAUUCCAUUUAUUUUCCCCCACGGUUGCAGUGACUAUUCUUCCCCCUGUGGAAUCCCCAAGCUGCUGCCAAAAUCAAUAAAU
This is a messenger RNA of Protobothrops mucrosquamatus (brown spotted pit viper), 3746 nucleotides long. RefSeq names its product BCL2 associated athanogene 6 (gene BAG6). Gene Ontology annotation, cellular component: BAT3 complex. Gene Ontology annotation, molecular function: polyubiquitin modification-dependent protein binding; misfolded protein binding. The record is from RefSeq and is a predicted model, not a curated record. Lineage: Eukaryota; Metazoa; Chordata; Lepidosauria; Squamata; Viperidae. The transcript has 25 exons. Bases 134 to 3556 code for a protein of 1140 amino acids.